GUAGCUGCCAGUGCCGCUGUCAUGGCGUCGGAGGCGCUGGCUGAAGAGAACCCGCCGCGGUCUCUUUAGAGCGAGAGGCUGGCGGCUGGGUAUGGAGAGCGGCCCCGAGAGCCUGCAGCCGCUAGAACACGGGGUGGCCAUCGGGCCAGCGCCAGGGACCGGUUCUCCGCAGGAAGGACCACCGGAGACCAGGCUCGCUGCCGGGGAUGGUCCUGGAGUAUGGGCGGCGGAGAGCAGAGGCGGGAAUGGACAGGGGGCGGCGGCCGCCGGGAGGAGCCUCUUGGACUCGGGUUCUCCCGCCGGCUCUCCUCAGGUUUCCGGACCCUGCAGCUCCUUCCCGGGCUUGGACUUGAAGGAGAGCGAUUUGGAGAACGCUGCUGCGCAGAAGGCGCCUCUGAGAGGGCAACACAAGGUGACCGCCUCCCCGGAGACAGCCGAGGCCGGAGCGGACCAUGGAUCUGGUCCGGCCGGAGACGCCGGCACCUGCCGGGCAGAGUUGGCGGCCGCCGGCUCCGAGGAGCCUAGCAGCGCCGGCGGCCUCAGCAGCAGUUGCAGCGACCCGAGCCCUCCUGGGGAAUCGCCGAGCCUGGACUCCCUGGAGUCGUUCUCUAACCUGCAUUCUUUCCCCAGUAGCUCGGAGUUUAAUAGUGAGGAGGGAGCUGAGAACAGGGUCCCCGGGGAGGAGGAGGAGGAGGAGGGCGAGGGCGCGGCAGUGUUGCCCCGGGCUGUGCCUCUUUGCCGAGAGGAGGAGGAGGUGGAGGAGGGGGAGGAAGCUCAGGUACUGGCGGCCUCCAAGGAACGCUUCCCGGGACAAUCUGUCUAUCACAUCAAGUGGAUCCAGUGGAAGGAAGAGAACACACCCAUCAUCACUCAGAAUGAGAAUGGACCCUGCCCUUUGCUGGCCAUCCUCAAUGUUUUGCUUCUGGCCUGGAAGGUGAAACUUCCACCGAUGAUGGAAAUCAUAACUGCUGAACAGCUGAUGGAAUAUUUAGGAGAUUACAUGCUUGAUGCAAAGCCAAAAGAAAUUUCAGAAAUUCAACGUUUAAACUAUGAGCAGAAUAUGAGUGAUGCUAUGGCAAUCUUGCACAAACUACAGACAGGCUUGGAUGUAAAUGUAAAAUUCACUGGUGUUCGAGUGUUCGAAUAUACACCAGAAUGCAUAGUAUUUGAUCUUCUUGAUAUUCCUUUGUACCAUGGGUGGUUAGUGGACCCACAGAUUGAUGACCUUGUAAAAGCUGUUGGUAACUGCAGCUACAACCAGCUAGUGGAGAAGAUCAUCUCUUGCAAGCAGUCAGACAAUAGUGAGCUGGUUAGUGAAGGCUUUGUAGCUGAGCAGUUUCUAAAUAACACAGCCACUCAACUGACAUACCAUGGAUUAUGUGAACUAACUUCAACGGUUCAGGAAGGAGAACUUUGUGUGUUCUUUCGGAAUAAUCAUUUUAGCACCAUGACCAAAUACAAGGGUCUACUGUAUUUGCUGGUAACAGACCAGGGGUUUCUUACAGAAGAAAAAGUUGUUUGGGAAAGCCUACACAAUGUGGAUGGUGAUGGAAAUUUCUGCGACUCAGAAUUUCAUCUGCGGCCUCCUUCAGAUCCUGAAACCGUAUACAGAGGACAACAGGAUCAGAUAGAUCAGGACUAUCUUAUGGCAUUAUCUCUACAACAAGAACAGCAGAGCCAAGAGAUCAACUGGGAACAAAUACCCGAAGGAAUCAGUGAUUUGGAACUAGCAAAGAAACUCCAAGAAGAAGAGGAUAGACGGGCUUCUCAAUAUUAUCAGGAACAGGAACAAGCAGCAGCAGUAGUUGCUGCUUCUGCUUCUUCACAGGCCCAGCAAAGCCAGCCAGCACAAGCCUCUCCAUCAAGUGGAAGACAAUCUGGGAAUGUUGAACGUAAACGAAAGGAACCUCGAGAAAAAGACAAAGAAAAAGAAAAGGACAAAAAUAGCUGUGUCAUUUUGUAACAAGUGGUGGGUUCUGUUGGAUGCAUCUAUAUGUCUUGAGAAACAAAACCACAGGAAGAAAGGAAGAAAAACCGAUAAAUACCGUCUGUGCCUGAUUUCCCAAUGGAUUUUGUUCAUGUUUUUCAGGGGAAAGGUUGUUACUUAGUUUCAAUCAGACUUUUUCAAGUCACACAGUACACUUUUCGUGAGCUGGAGUUUCAUGUUACAAGUUGGAAAUGCUGUGUGGUAUCAUUCAUGAAAAAUACUGCACUUGUAGCCAAAUAAGCAAAUCACAGCAAAUUUUGUGUCAUAGUGACAUUCAUAACUCAUAUCAGUUAGUAAGCUAUUUUAUCUUCUGUUCUAACAAUGAAUGGAGGUAACUGAUUUUGUCUGAUUCCUUCCUGAAAUCUAAACAUUAGCACAAUAGUUUCUGAAAUUAAUUUUUACAAUGUUAAAUUAUUAUCUAAUCCAAGAGAAACCAGGGGGUUAAUAUAGUGAUAUAAAAAGAAAACACACACACACACACACACACACACACACACACACACAAACAAGAAACAAACCAAGACAAACAAUAACAGAAAUAAAUAACCUUUAAUCCUGUAUUGGACUAGUUCAGCCCUUGAACAGCUUUACCUUUCUUUAGGAAUGUACAUUUUAGACACUAUGUUGAGAACUGAUAAUGGAGGUUGGGUUUAAUUUAGAUAGAAAAAAUAAUUUGUAUUUCUUUUCCAAUAGCAAAAAAAUUACAUAACACUAAUACUCAUAUUCUAUCAAAUCAGAUAUUAAUGACUUUGUAGUGUUGUGAAAUUUUGAGGAAUUUUGAAAUCUUUAAUAUAGGUAACUUGUACUACAGUUACUAUUUAUUGAAAGUGCGAUAACUGAGUAUAAGAAGGAAACCACAGUGGAUGCUAGGCCUUGUAAAUACAGGAAUAUAGAAAAGCAGAUAGUUCAGAUGUCUACCUUUUUCUAGAAUUACCUUGAACCUUAAAAUUUAAAUCAUGUUUAUUUGCUAGAAAAUUAAGUAUACUUAUUAAAGCCAACAAAAAAGCACAUUUCUGAAAGGAAGUUAGAGAUAUAAUCUCUGAGUUUAGUCAAAAUGCAUUAAUAAAAAUGUGUUUGAAAAUAGGUAAGAAUUGGGAGGAAUUUAUGUAAAAGCAAUCAGACUUUUUUAACUUAUGGGAACCAAAUAGACCUAUAACAUCUUGUAGUGUUUAUAGGAUUCAGAAAGAAUAUUUAUUGAACUUUAUUAUGAGGCAACACAUAUUUUCCUGUAUUUCUACUAUCCUUAAUAGUCCUUUUUAUAUAUGCUUUAUAUUUAAAAGUUUGAUUUAAUCAUUUUUGAAAAGACUGUUGCUGCUGCAAGUAGUUCUGUGAUUUACAUUCUAAGCCUCAGUAAAUUUAAGAGCAUCUUUAUCUAACCUGAGCAUCCACUUGGAGAAUGUUUUUUGUGGUCUGGGGUGACAAUAGACUACAAAAAAAGUGGUCUAGAGUUCUUAAGCUAUGUCCUUAACAUUCUCCAUGAUCCAGGACUAUUUAUAGGAUGAGUCUGUAUGUAAAAAUAAAAAGUAAAGUCUUAUUUAUGGAAGGAAUUAUUCUAAGGGAAAAAUCCAGGGUCAAACUAUAUCUUUUAUGUCAUGUCCUUCUGUAUUGCAUGUCUGGUUAUGUUAUAUAACAUUUGUUAGUCCUUCAGAUUUCCUAUACUAGCAUGAUAAAUCAUCAAAGAACCUGUUUGAGGUAUAACACUUUGAUACAAAAUAUUUGGUGAGUCUCUCAUUAAUAACCUAAAAUAUGUGUACGUUAGUGAAGUAAUCAAAUUACUACAGAAUUCUCCCUUGGCUCAAGCAACUUGAAGUUUACUCUUGAUAUCACUCUGUUGGUGGAGGAGGAACCUAAACCUUAUGGUUUGUUUUUCCUAGAACAGAUAGUAGUGACAGAGCAUUAUAUUUUAAUAAGAAAAAACAAAACGGUAAAUCCUGAGAAAUUUUAAAAAGCAUAUUUGAGGCGUAUUUUUCCAUAAUUAUAUACUUAUCUAUUUAUUACCCUUGAAAGAUAUAUGUGUAAAAGUUAUUCCUCUGUUAUUUGUUACUAUCUUCUUAAUUUAUUCCAAAGAUAUUACUGCCAUUCUGCAUUCCCUCUGGAAGGAAAAAAAAAAAAAAAAACAAAACUCAAAACCAGCAGUGCUGCUAUCAGAUAAGUAGAUGUCAAUGUAUACUUAGAAAAAAUAACUAAAAAAUGUAAUGUGUUUGUUAAUUCAACCUUUUUUCUAUGUAAUAUUUCAAGUCAGACUUUCUUACAUUCCUGGAAUUCAGUUUGAUAUACCAAGAGUAAUACUGAUAAAAUGUUUGCUUUGAUUAUUAUGAGGAAAAAAUUAAAUGUUCAAUUCUAUUAAAACAAACUUCUUGGGAGAUACUGGUUUCCCAUCCUUGAAGGUUAGAGCUAUUGUGUCUUUAUAUUCUUAAGUUUUGCUCAAGGCAACAAAUUGCAUAUUCAGACAUUUCAUUGCUGGUUUUGGUAUAUUGGAAUUUGAGAGUGGUAUAUUAAAGUCUUUCCUUCGCAAUAUUUUGUAGUACUUGAAAAUUGUUACAUUAACUGCUAGCAGAAGUUAGAACUUAAACAUUUUUGUUUUUAAUAUUUAUAGACUAGAUUAGGGACACAUUUGCAUCAACCAAUCACUAUUAGAGCUAGCAAAAGAGACACGAAUGAAUGGAUAUGGUCACUGCACUUUCUUGUACUUUCAAAAGCUAUUUCAUAAGUUUAGUUACCAGUCUUUAUUAGCAAUAUGAAAACUUCUCAUUUGUAACCCCACUGAAUCAACAAUGCUGUGAUUUAUGAUAGGUUUCAACGCUUAAAAGUACGUGUGUGUGCGCGCGUACGUGUGUGUGUGUGUUUGAAGCAAGGAUCCAUAACUUCUAUUAUCUAAGGAAUCUGGGAACUUUCCCUCAAAUUUUACCAUUUGAGAAUACACACACACACACACACAUACCCUAAGCAGUUUGAGGCAGCUAAAAUUGGCAUUGGCUGUUUCUAUAAUGUGCUGGUCCAGUGUGCUUAAGUGAAGUAACUUCUUCCAUGUUUCAGGGUGUCUGUCAGCUUACCAGUUGAAUGAGGUGUAGAUUUAAGUUCAGGAUUAUGUUGUACAAUAUAUUUUGUUUUAGUGUCCCAUAUUUCUAGUAUUUGACUACUUAUCCCAUAUUAUGUUUCAGAUUCUUCCUCAUACUUCUUGAUCUUAGCUUAAUUAAGCAAGUUAUUAUUGGAGAUUAGUUGUCUGAACCCAACAUUAACCAUUUUGUACUUGCAUAAAACCUUAACACUUUGUUUUUAUUGAAACACCAGUGCAGGUCAUUAAGAAAGAUCUUGAGAGAAAAGAGGAUUAGAAGUCAAAUAGAUAUUUAAGGAAAGAAUUGUAAUCCUUAUAUUAAUGUUGGCAUAUUAAGUUGAUAUUUAUAAAGUCCUACUGGAGAAAUAUAUUCAAGGCAAGAAUUUCCAGAACUAUCCUCAAACUCAUUUAUUUAAAAAAAAAUUGCUUUGAAGCAAAAAAGAAAAAAAAGCAAAAUGAUUACAUUUCACUUAAUUUCCUAUUAAAUAUACCAGUUAUUUUAAAAUAUGGUAGAAAACUUACAGGCUUUGUCUAUCAUACAAUACUUGGGCAUACAACUUAAACUGUAAUUGUAAAUUUACUAAUGUUUGAUAAAAUAACAUGGAGGCCAUUAAAGAUAGUACAUAACUUGUAUUUUAAGGAACUGGAAAUGUGGAAUUUUGAACUGUUUUAUGUCUAAAAAUCUGGCUUUUAUCUUUUCAUGGACAAAUUUUCUAUGCCUCAAUUUAAAUAUGUAAAGGAUGUUCAUUUUUUCAGAGCUUUACACUCCUGAAUAAAGGACAAUAGUGUAAGCUCAGAGUAUUACUUAAAUAAUCAUAAAUAUUAAAGUUUUUGUUCUUGAGUGUGCAGGUCUUUUUCCCAAUGACAAUAUUUCUUAAAGUCUAGUUUUCUUUAAUGCUGUUAAAAUUUGUAAAAUUGCCUUAUCUUUGAGUAUGGCAUUAUCUCUUCCCAAAAUGUAUUCUGCGGUUGCUUUUGUGUUCUAUGGACUAUAGGAUCAAAAUCAAGAGAAUUUGGGGAGUAUAAAAAGCAUUAAAAGUCUAUUUUUUCCAGCAUCUUUCAUGUAUCUAAAUAUUUAGAUUCUCUCUGCCUUUUUUCCAUGUUACAAAGUACAUUGCUAUCAGGUCGCUAAUACAUACAAGUAAACUUUUGUGCAUGGAUGAAUUCUUAGGUUCUCUGGGAAUAUAGUGGUGUUUUAUUUAUUUUUUUUAAAUAAUAUUAUAGCUACUGAGAAAAUCUUAUGCAGAAUCAAGGGUACUUUUCUCAGGUGACACUUUAAAACAAAAAGUUUAAGAUCAAAGUCUUGUUAGCCAAACAGAUUACAAAAGAGAUAAUGUAGCCUGAGGGACAGAUUGCAGGACCCUAAUAAUUUUAACUUCUUUUGAAGACUUAUCUUAAUUUUAAUUCAUGCAUGUCUCUUACUUAAUCCCAGUGUCUCUGCUGUUAGAAAUUAGAGUUUUAUACAUUGUGCUAUGCAUAUGUAUUUUUACAUAAAGUAUUCUAAUUUCUAAUUUCACUUUUCUGAUCUAAAAACGUUAAAUUUUAAAAAUUGGGUAAAAGUUUUCCAACUAUUGA
Messenger RNA from Hyaena hyaena (striped hyena), 6614 nucleotides. RefSeq names its product MINDY lysine 48 deubiquitinase 2 (gene MINDY2). The record is from RefSeq and is a predicted model, not a curated record. The transcript is spliced from 9 exons. The coding region runs from base 92 to 1963 and encodes 623 amino acids. NCBI's taxonomy places the organism in Eukaryota, Metazoa, Chordata, Mammalia, Carnivora, Hyaenidae. Gene Ontology annotation, biological process: protein K48-linked deubiquitination. Gene Ontology annotation, cellular component: cell periphery; cytosol. Gene Ontology annotation, molecular function: cysteine-type carboxypeptidase activity; cysteine-type deubiquitinase activity; K48-linked deubiquitinase activity.